Messenger RNA from Arabis nemorensis, 1119 nucleotides. The record is from the annotation of a GenBank genome assembly. NCBI's taxonomy places the organism in Eukaryota, Viridiplantae, Streptophyta, Magnoliopsida, Brassicales, Brassicaceae.
AUGGCUAGCUCCAAGGGAUCACAGAGUGUUAAAGACUUGAUGUAUCCAGGAAAGCAUGCUUUGCUCCCUCCCAAAAUUCCGUUUCCUACCGUAUCAGCACCGUAUUCUGAGUAUAUUCCCAGUGUUGGUUCAAGGCAUGGUCAGAAGCUUAGUGAUGAGAAAACGAACCACCACCAGCGCACUUCCUCUGAGAGCCAAUUGGUAGAAGAGCCUCCCUUUUGGCUUGAUGAUCUUCUCAAUGAGCCAGAGAGCCCUGUUCGCAAAUGUGGUCAUCGACGUUCAUCAAGUGACUCUUACGCUUAUCUAGACAAGGCUAAUGCUAAAAACAUUAGUUUGACUCUCCAAAAUGAUUUCAGUUAUAGGAAUACGGGUUCUUCUCCCAGUCAUAGAGGAAUUCAGGAGCUUGAUUGGAAUAGAAAUGCUCAGGACCCAGCCUUUUACUCUGAUGCUAAUUUUCUAAAUCAGACAAAUCGACAGCGGGAUUCUGUGGUGGCAUCUGGGGCUCGUCCUUCUUGGCUACCUUUCACUCGAGAGAGUGUCGGCGGAAAACACAUGGGAGCAUCAUAUAUGUCUCAAGAAACAACAGUAAUAUCAGAAACAAAGAACUACGCCAAAACUCUUUCUAAUGACCCAAAAAUGUUCUCUUCUGAAGAAAAAAACUCCAAUCCUCAGCCUGUGACAUAUGAGGCUGACAAUACAAGACGAGCCAAACAGCAAUUUGCACAGCGGUCACGGGUCCGUAAGCUCCAGUACAUAUCUGAGCUAGAAAGGAAUGUACAAGCAUUGCAGGCAGAGGGAUCCAAAGUUUCAGCUGAGCUUGAUUUUCUCAACCAGCGGAAUCUUAUUCUGAGUAUGGAAAAUAAAGCUCUUAAUCAACGGCUAGAGAGUAUAGCGCAGGAGAAGCUGAUCAAACAACUGGAACAGGAAGUGUUGGAAAAGGAGAUUGGAAGACUACGAGCUUUGUAUCAGCAACAACAAACUCAUCAGCCAUCAGCAAGUCAUGGACGUGCUUCUACUAAUAAAGAUCUCGAUUCCCAGUUCUCGAGUCUUUCCCUGAAACCCAAGGAUUCCAACUGUAGGCAUGACUCUGUAUCUGUGAUGGGUCAAUUCCACUUUUAG